ACUCGAUCCUUCUGUACAAAAACAAUUAGCUGAUAUAUUUUUAUUAGACAGUAAUGAUUCUGUGAAUAACAGUACGUUAGCCAGUGAUGACAAAAUUACAACGACAUCAACAAAUGAUAUAAAUGACAUGAUACUCAAACAUAUGUCGCAUAUUUUACAUGUAUUAGAACCAAUAAUAUUAAACAAGAUUGAACAUCGUUUAAGUAAAACGGAAUUAGUAAUAAAUGAAUUAGACGUACGUUUAAAUGAUAUAGAACGAUAUAAUCGCUCGUUCAAUCUUAGAUUUUUAAAUGUGCCAGUUGAACGAGAUGAGGAUCCAAUUCAAACUGUUGCAAAUAUAGGUUAUAAACUUGGUCUAAGCAUAGAUUAUUGUGACAUAGAAAAUGCACAUAGAAUACCUAUUAGAUUAUUAGCUCCAGAUAAUAUUGGAUCAUCGUUAGCUAAGACAGCGCAUCCUGUAUUAAUAGCUAGAUU
This is a messenger RNA of Didymodactylos carnosus, 474 nucleotides long. The record is from the annotation of a GenBank genome assembly. Lineage: Eukaryota; Metazoa; Rotifera; Eurotatoria; Philodinida; Philodinidae.